AUGGUCAUGGACGGACCAACACCUGAGCCCCGGAAAGCACCUCUUCGAACCAUGUCGAUUGCGCGGUUCAUUCCACGCUUUACCAAGCCGCGACUUGUCACCUCCCAUAUUCCCAUCUAUCGGCACUCGUUUUCUUUGCCGAUCAAGCAAAAAGAGCAAGAUCCUACGUCGUCGGCUAGUCCGGAAAAGCCCACAGAUUCCAACGCGCAGGCAAACAUACCAAGCAGCGCCUCGUAUGUGGAAUGGAGCAAGCUUCUGCCUGUGCCCUCAAAUUUUCUCGGUUCCUUCCGCGAGCUCUUCGAAGAGCAAACCACAAGCAUCCCUGUUCAGCAACACACCGCGACGGCCGAGCCGAAGCAAAUCAUCGCAACGUCGUCUGCACCAUCGGCUUCUCCACCACCGCGUUUGGUGUUCUUUGGAGAGCAGCAUCAUCAACCACAGGUCAUGCGUGCACAGCUGCAAACGCUCCUUGCGCUUCAUGAGCAAUGUCAGCAAGCUUCGCAGUCUCGCCCAGCACAUGGCAGCUCUCCGCCAAUUUACCGACUCCAUCUCAUCCUCGAACAAUUCUCUGUUCUCGAUCAGCACAUGCUCAAUUCAUUUUCCCUAGAUCAGCUUGGACCUGACGAGUUAGCAGAAACGUAUCACGCACAUAGUCAAGAGGCUUUUCAAAUUGGACAUUAUAUGCCUCUGCUCAUGCUCGCCAAAGAGCUACGUGUUCCCAUUUGGGGUGGUUUUCCUCCAAGAAGCUGGGCUAGGCAGGUCUUUCGCGAUGGCAUCGACUCUGUCAAGGCCGAUGAAGAGCGACGAGUAAAUCUGGCCAAGUCGUUCAAGGCUGCAACACCAGAAUCCACCCAGCAUCUCCCACCGACAAUUCCUAUCCCUACUGUGGUGCCCAGACCACCUUUGUUCACUUCUUGGAGUGCGGUAACCAAGAUCGGUGCGGCUCAUCGAAGCUACCUCUCUGGUCUCAUGAGACCCGACAUGCCGCCCCGCUUCCCCCAGUUGCCGUCUCCAUCCAACGAGACGUGGGACGCAGAUAACACAGCCCAUCUCUCAAUAUACCCUACCUGGCUUCUCAAGCCACACAUCAUCGAAACAAAAGGCUUUGGUCCCGCACAGGCACUCAAGGAUUCGUACCUUGCUCAUGUCACUGCUUGGAUUCUCUGCGGUGCAUGCACGGAUGUUCCGACCCCAGAUGACCCGAAUGGGCAGCCUGCUGGAGCGCAGUCUGACUCGUCUAGCCUCAACUCUACCUCCUCGCGAGCAGAGACGGAUGUUUCUGGUCGGCCCAUUGUUAAUAUUGCAUUGGUGAUUUGCGGUCUAGGUCACUGUGAGUACGGCUUUGGCGCGCCAGAAAGAGUCGUCGAACUACUAUCACAGCGAGGGACCCCGUCCUCCUCGGACGAUACCGCCACUUUGCUUCCCUACAUCAUAGCAAGCAAGCCUCUGGACUCGGGCAUCUGGCUCGGCCACGAACAUCAAAGUCAACCAUCGACAUCAGACGAUGCGAUUUCAAACGCCAGGAUUUCGCCUGCUGCAGGGGAAAUCUUCCAGCUAGAACCGUCACAAAGCACGCGCGCCUCAGUCGACAGAUGGCUCGCCGAUCCGUGGGGGCGUAAAUUGGCCGACGCCAUUGUGAUGUACGACUGGAUCGACGAUGAGCCGGAUCCAGAGGCAAGCACCAAUGCUGACGAACACCAGCCAGCUGCUAUCUAG
Mycosarcoma maydis (corn smut) is the source of this 1716-nucleotide messenger RNA. RefSeq lists its product as uncharacterized. NCBI's taxonomy places the organism in Eukaryota, Fungi, Basidiomycota, Ustilaginomycetes, Ustilaginales. The record is from RefSeq and is a predicted model, not a curated record. The coding region runs from base 1 to 1716 and encodes 571 amino acids. The transcript has a single exon.